AUGGCUGCGCCUACGUUCAGUGCAGAUGGGAAACCAAAGAUCACCCUUCACUGGCUGGAGGUUUCUCGCUCACAUCGAAUCCUCUGGUUGUUUGAAGAGCUUGGGGUCCCGUACGAACUCAGGACAUACAAACGGACCAAAGAGGCACUCGCUCCACCAGAAUUGAAGGAAAUACAUCCCCUUGGCAAAGCUCCCGUUGUCACGGUCGAGACCCCUGGAUCCAACUCCCCAAUCGUACUCGCCGAGUCCGCAGCGAUCACGGAAUACUUUUGCGAUUACUAUGGGAGUUGGCUCGUCCCAAAGCGGUAUCGCGAUGGCAAAGAUGGACAGAUCGGCGGCGAGACUGAAUCAUGGUUGCGAUACAGGAUGCUCAUGCAUUAUGCCGAGGGCAGUGUGAUGCCUUUGAUGUUGAUAUCCCUGAUGGUGGGAAGGAUCCGAAAGUCACCGGUUCCAUUCUUCAUCAAACCAAUCACAAAUGGCGUUGCGAGCAAGAUUGAAUCCUCGUUUCUGCAACGGAAUUUCAAGACCCACUAUGACUUUUUAGAGAAUCAGCUAGCAACCUCCCCGGAAGGAGGAAACCUCUUAUGCGGAAAGGACAUUACCGCAGCAGAUAUCAUGCUCUCUUUCCCGCUCGAAGCUGGUCAAACCCGUACAGGAUUUACCAAGGAUCAGUAUCCGAAGGUCUGGGCAUAUCUCAACAAUCUCCAUGAGAGAGAAGCGUACAAGCGUGCAGUCCAGAAAAUUGUGGACGUUGAAGGACACUUCAAACGUACCUUGUGA
Rhinocladiella mackenziei CBS 650.93 is the source of this 780-nucleotide messenger RNA. RefSeq lists its product as uncharacterized. NCBI's taxonomy places the organism in Eukaryota, Fungi, Ascomycota, Eurotiomycetes, Chaetothyriales, Herpotrichiellaceae. The record is from RefSeq and is a predicted model, not a curated record. Bases 1 to 780 code for a protein of 259 amino acids. The transcript has 3 exons.